AUGAGCACAGUCGGAAAGCUACUGCCGGUCACUUCUAGGCGUCUGGUCCAGGCGGCUGGGGCUCAUAAUGUGAGUGCCAGUGAAAAGCCGGCCGAGAAGCCGGAUGCGGCUGCCCCAGAUCCAUUCAAGAGCUUCUAUUACAAAGACCUCAUCACCACACCAGCAAUGGGUGACCAAAGAAAGCCGGUCCCAAAAACCGGCGCCCCACUAAAGUUCGGGCAUACCUAUGCCGACCAUAUGGUUGAUGUUGACUGGACCGAUAAGACCGGAUGGGGAAAGCCUCACCUCAAACCUUUGGUCCCAUUCAAACUCCAUCCCGGAGCAAAGGUGUUGCACUAUGCGAUCGAAAUCUUCGAGGGCAUGAAGGCGUACCGCGGUGUUGACAAUAAAAUUCGGCUCUUCCGCCCGGAGGAGAAUAUGAAGAGGAUGAAGAGCUCCGCCAAAAGAUCCGCGCUUCCAGACUUCGACGCCGACGAAUGCGUGAAAAUUAUCACGGAUCAAGUGCUGCUUGAUAUGGAUUGGGUUCCAGCUUCAUCCACUUCAUCGCUCUAUAUUCGCCCUACUUUGAUUGGAACUGACCCGACCCUUGGCGUUGGUGAAGCGCAUAUGGCCAAGUUCUUUGUCAUUUCUGGGCCCGUUGGAGCUUAUUAUGAGACUGGCUUCCAGCCCGUCUCCCUUCUUGCUGAUUCCAAAUAUUGCCGUGCUUACAGCGGCGGUGUUGGCCAAUACAAAAUGGGCUGCAACUACGCCCCCACCAUCUGGGUGAACAAUAUUGCUGCCAAGAAGGGAUGUCAGCAGGUUCUCUGGUUGCACGGUAAAGAAGAACAGCUGACUGAAGUCGGAACCAUGAACAUUUUCGUUUAUUGGAUCAACAAGGAUGGAGAAAAAGAGCUGUGCACACCGCCACUGUCAUCUGGUCUGAUUCUACCUGGAGUCACCAGAAACUGCAUAAUCGAUCUCGCCGAGCAGUGGGGCGAAUUCAAGGUCACCGAGCGUACCGUCACAAUGAACGACGUUCGAAAGGCGCUGAAGGAAAAUAGGCUCCUCGAAAUGUUUGGCGCUGGCACCGCUUGUGUGGUUUCGCCGGUGGGCAAGAUCGUGCACGAAAAUCCGGAAAAUGGCAAGACUGAGGAGCUGCAUAUUCCAACCAUGGAAAGCAAAGACAACCUGAUGCAGCGGUUCUAUAAUACGCUUACUGAUAUUCAGUACGGACGCAGCGGUGACAUGCCACAGUGGACGAAAAUCAUCAAC
This is a messenger RNA of Mesorhabditis spiculigera, 1251 nucleotides long. NCBI's taxonomy places the organism in Eukaryota, Metazoa, Nematoda, Chromadorea, Rhabditida, Rhabditidae. The record is from the annotation of a GenBank genome assembly.